AUGAAUCGCUUCCUUCGCCUCCUCUUCGUCUCUCUGGCUGCGUCCUCCGCAAUCGCCGCUCCAGCCCCCGAGCCAUCGGAGCUGGAGGUCCCCGGCAGAGAUAGCUUCCAUGACAGCCUCACCAGCCUCAGCGAAGCUUCGAUCCACAAAGCCCUGCAUCUCAUCGAGAAGUUCCGCCAUGGCGUCUUCCCUACCGACAGAGAUGCCAUUGCUGCUAUCCAGAAAGAGGGAAGGUCGCUGCCAGUCUUGAAUCUUCCUCGCGAGCUCGGAAGUAAUUCAUCCACCCCCGCUGUUGAACCCACCCCAACCACUGAAGAGCCAGCUCCCACGGAAGCUCCCUCGACCUCUGCUCAACCGUCUCCCACGGAGACCGCCAAGUCAACGACGACAACGACGAGUACCACCCAGCAACAACCCACCGCGACCGAGCCCAGCUCUACCACCACGACCACGUCCGAGUCUCAGACACCGGCGCCUCCGAAGACCACAUCGACUCAGAGUACUAGCACCGCUGAGACGACGACAUCGACGACGAGCUCGCAGAACACCCCCGCUCCAUCCCCAACGGCGGCCGAGCCCACUACGAGCACCACGUCCACCACGUCUACCACGUCCACCACGGAUAAGCAAACCACCAUGACGACUGCUUCUUCGACAACAACAGAGGCGCAGUCCACCACCAGCACCACCAGCACCACCUCCACAACCCGUACGCCCUACACCUCGACCUACAAGAGCACCACCACUCUCCCCAACGGCCAGCGGAGCACUGUCACGGCCGUGACUGUCGUCUAUCCCACCGAAGACGGCGGCAAGCAGGCUGCCACGACCACGGGACCGGCCCCCGGCUUGCAAACCGACUCGGGCUCGGGUGCAUCCACCACCGGCCUAACGAGGGAGCUGCUUCUCAUGGUUGGAGGCGCGGCUGCCGUGGCCAUGGCGCUGUAG
Messenger RNA from Aspergillus clavatus NRRL 1, 948 nucleotides. Its product is annotated as putative GPI anchored cell wall protein (Dan4). Bases 1 to 948 code for a protein of 315 amino acids. NCBI's taxonomy places the organism in Eukaryota, Fungi, Ascomycota, Eurotiomycetes, Eurotiales, Aspergillaceae. The record is from RefSeq and is a predicted model, not a curated record. The transcript has a single exon.